AUGGCUCAAGACUCUGCUUCGAUGAACCCGACUGGUGAGCCGACAGGCCCCAAGGUGGACGUUCCCCCUGCGAACAACCAGAAUGCCGGACAGGAUGCCGCUGCACCUCCGAAGGUGAAGAGUGAAAAAGAGUUGGAGAAGGAACGCAAGAAGGCCGAGAAAUUGAAGAAAUUCCAAGAAAAACAGGCAAAGGCCGCCGCGAAGCCCACCGCUCCUAAAGCCGAGAAGAAGGUCGCCAAGGUCGAGAAGGAAAAGACAACUGAUGCAUAUGACCCCAAGACCAUCGAGGAAGGCCGGUACCAAUGGUGGGAGGAGCGUGACCUGUUCAAGCCCGAAUUCGGCCCUGAUGGCAAGGUCAAGCCUGAGGGCUACUUUGUUAUCCCGAUUCCUCCCCCCAACGUGACCGGAUCACUGCACAUGGGACACGCCCUCACGAAUGCUCUGCAGGAUACCAUGAUCCGCUGGCAGCGCAUGAAGGGAAAGACGACCCUGUGGCUUCCCGGUAUGGACCAUGCUGGUAUUUCCACGCAGAGUGUGGUCGAGAAGAUGCUCUGGAAGAAGGAGAAGAAGACCCGCCACGACCUCGGACGUCAGGCUUUCCUGGAGAGAGUUUGGGAUUGGAAGCACGAAUACCAUGGGAACAUCGGAAAUGCCCUGCGAAGAGUCGGCGGUUCAUUCGACUGGACUCGCGAGGCUUUCACCAUGGAUGCCAACCUGUCCGCGGCCGUCACCGAGACUUUCGUCCGUCUCCACGAGGAGGGUAUCAUCUACCGUGCCAACCGCCUGGUCAACUGGUGCGUUGCGUUGAACACUUCCCUUUCCAACCUCGAGGUCGACAACAAGGAAAUUGAAGGACGCACUCUUCUCGAUGUCCCUGGGUAUGACAGGAAGGUCGAGUUCGGUGUCCUGACUCACUUCUGCUACGAAAUUGAUGGCUCCAAAGAGAGAAUUGAGAUCGCUACGACCCGUCCUGAGACCAUGAUUGGUGAUACUGGCAUCGCCGUCCACCCUGAUGACAAGCGCUAUAAGCACCUGAUCGGCAAAUAUGCGCGCCAUCCCUUCGUUGACCGCCUGCUUCCCAUUGUUGCUGACUCCGAGGUCGACCCUGAAUUCGGUACUGGUGCCGUGAAGAUUACGCCCGCUCACGAUUUCAACGAUUUCAACCGCGGAAAGGCUCACAACCUGGAAUUCAUCUCUGUCCUGAACGAUGAUGGUACCUUCAACAAGAACGGCGGUCCAUUCGCUGGCACAAAGCGAUUCGACGCUCGUUACAAGGUCAUUGAGAUGCUGAAGGAGAAGGGAUUGUAUGUGAAGUGGGAGCACAACCCCAUGAAGAUUCCCCGUUGUUCUAAGUCCAACGACGUCAUUGAGCCGAUUCUCAAGCCGCAAUGGUGGAUGAAGAUGGAGAGCCUUGCCGAGCCUGCUAUCAAGGCUGUCGAGAAUGGCGAUAUCAUCAUCCGGCCCGAGUCCGCAGAAAAGAGCUAUUUCCGUUGGAUGCGGGGUCUCAAUGACUGGUGUCUGUCUCGACAACUCUGGUGGGGUCAUCAGGCGCCCGCCUACUUCGUGCAGAUUGAGGGAGAGGAGGGCGACGAUAGCGAUGGCAACCUCUGGGUUACUGGCCGUACCGAGGAGGAGGCCCAGAAGAAGGCUGAGACGAAAUUCCCUGGCAAGAAAUUCACUCUCAAGAGAGAUGAGGACGUGCUUGACACCUGGUUCUCCUCAGGACUCUGGCCCUUCUCCACUCUCGGCUGGCCCCGUCAGACUCACGAUUUGGAGAACCUCUACCCUACAUCCGUCCUUGAGACUGGUUGGGAUAUUCUCUUCUUCUGGGUCGCAAGGAUGAUCAUGCUUGGCCUUAAGAUGACCGGCAAGGUCCCAUUCAAGGAGGUAUACUGCCAUUCCUUGAUUCGUGACUCUGAAGGACGUAAGAUGUCCAAGUCCCUGGGCAAUGUCAUCGAUCCUCUAGACGUCAUGGAGGGUAUCAAGUUACAAGAUCUUCACGCUAAACUGCUCGUCGGUAACCUCGCUGAAAAGGAGGUCGCCACGGCUACCAAGUACCAGAAGAAAGCAUUCCCUAAGGGUAUUCCCGAGUGCGGUGCCGAUGCUCUGCGCUUCUCGCUUGUUUCUUACACUACUGGUGGGGGUGAUAUUGCAUUUGACAUCCAGGUCAUUCACGGUUACCGCCGAUUCUGUAACAAGAUCUACCAGGCCACCAAGUACGUUCUCGGCAAGCUCGGGGACGAUUUCAAGCCGCAAGCCACCGUUUCCAAGACCGGCAAGGAGUCUCUAUCCGAGCGUUGGAUUCUGCACAAGUUCAACACCGCCGCUAAGGAGGUCAACACGGCUCUUGAGGACCGUGAAUUCUCCAGUGCCGCCUCCACAAUCUACCAGUACUGGUACGCCCAGCUCUGCGACGUGUUCAUCGAAAACUCGAAGUCUCUUCUCGCUCCGGAGCUGCCUGAAGAAGUACAAGGGUCCGCCAAACAAACCCUGUACACUGCUCUGGAGGGCGCUCUGACCCUUAUUCAUCCCAUCAUGCCUUUUGUUACGGAAGAGUUAUGGCAGCGCCUGCCCCGUCGACCCGGUGACAACACCAUCUCAAUCAUGAAGGCUAGGUUCCCAGAGUACAAGCCUGAGUUCGACGACGUUGAAGCCGAAACUGCCUACGAGCUGAUCCUUAACACCUCCAAGGCCAUUCGUUCGAUCCUUUCUAACUACGAAGUCAAGACGAAGGGCGACAUCAUCGUGCAGACCUACGACGCCACCAGCUUCAAGACUGUCUCAGACGAAUUGCACAUCGUUAAGUCGCUUGGUGGAAAGACCCUUGGUGAGCUAAGUGUUCUCGGGCCUGAAAACACCACUCCCCCUCCAGGUUGCGUUGUGUCCGCUGUUGGCUCAGAAGCCGCAGUCUAUCUUCGUGUGUCCAAGGAGGUAGCCCUUGAACAAGAAGAAAAGGCCAAGGCCAGCCUGGAGAGGGCUCGUGAGGGUGCUCAGCGUCAAGCUGCCCUGGUCAGCAAUGCUGGGUGGAAGGAGAAGGCAAAGCCUGAAGUCCGCGAGCAAGAAGAAAAGAAACUCCGAGAUGCCGAGAGUGAAAUUGCUCGGCUGGAAGAGCAGAUUCGUGAAUUCGAGAAGCUGCGGUUGGAGUAG
Molecule: messenger RNA, 3147 nt
Organism: Aspergillus calidoustus
Lineage: Eukaryota; Fungi; Ascomycota; Eurotiomycetes; Eurotiales; Aspergillaceae
Source: the annotation of a GenBank genome assembly